UAUUAAGCCUAUUUCUUUUAACAAUUUUAGGGUUUGGGCAUCGUUUCCUUUCGAGUUACAGCAGACAAAUAAAACCCUCUCAAACCGCUGCUCUUCUCUACUACGUUCUACACUCCUUCUCCAUCUGAACAUUUCCUCCGCUACCAUGGCCCCGAAAAGAGGUGUGAAGGCCCCGGCAUUGGCGAAGAAGAAAACGGAAAAGGUUUUGAAUCCUUUGUUUGAAAAGCGGCCAAAGCAGUUUGGAAUUGGUGGGGCUCUGCCACCUAAGAAGGACUUGACCAGGUUUGUCAAGUGGCCUCAUGUUGUUCGCAUUCAGAGGCAAAGGAGAAUUUUGAAGCAGCGUUUGAAGGUUCCUCCUGCUGUUAACCAGUUCACUAAGACGCUCGACAAGAACCUUGCUACCCAACUCUUCAAGCUGUUGCUCAAGUACAGACCUGAAGACAAGGCAGCUAAGAAGGAAAGGCUUCUUCACAGAGCACAAGCUGAAGCUGAGGGGAAAACUGUGGAAUCAAAGAAGCCUAUAGUUGUUAAAUACGGGCUUAACCAUGUUACCUACCUCAUCGAGCAGAACAAGGCUCAGUUAGUAAUUAUUGCUCAUGAUGUGGAUCCAAUUGAGCUUGUUGUUUGGUUGCCUGCCUUGUGCCGCAAAAUGGAGGUGCCAUAUGCAAUUGUCAAGGGCAAGUCUCGGCUAGGAGCGAUUGUCCACCAAAAGACUGCUGCCGCAUUGUGCCUUACAUCAGUAAAGAAUGAAGAUAAAAUGGAAUUUAGCAAGAUUUUGGAGGCAGUAAAGGCCAACUUCAAUGACAAAUUCGAUGAGCACCGCAAGAGGUGGGGCGGUGGCAUCAUGGGAUCCAAAUCUCAAGCCAAGACUAAAGCUAAGGAACGAGUCUUAGCAAAAGAAGCUGCACAAAGAAUGAAUUGAUUUGAUCUUCUAGUGUAGUGUAGCUUAUAUCCUGAGAGUAACUUCUGAAGACAAUGAAUUUUGCAUUAUAUUUCAAUUGCAUGGUUUUGUUUCCAAUGGACAAGUUCUUCAUCCAUCUUGUAGCUCAGAUAUUUUUCCUACCAUUUGUUUUGAUUAUUUUUCUAAAAUCUUAUAUGCUA
Messenger RNA from Mercurialis annua (annual mercury), 1101 nucleotides. RefSeq names its product 60S ribosomal protein L7a-2. Gene Ontology annotation, cellular component: ribonucleoprotein complex. NCBI's taxonomy places the organism in Eukaryota, Viridiplantae, Streptophyta, Magnoliopsida, Malpighiales, Euphorbiaceae. The record is from RefSeq and is a predicted model, not a curated record. Gene Ontology annotation, biological process: ribosome biogenesis. Bases 146 to 922 code for a protein of 258 amino acids. The transcript is spliced from 7 exons.